Molecule: messenger RNA, 1024 nt
Organism: Nannospalax galili (Upper Galilee mountains blind mole rat)
Lineage: Eukaryota; Metazoa; Chordata; Mammalia; Rodentia; Spalacidae
Gene: C1qa
Product: complement C1q A chain
Exons: 3
Coding region: 90-827 (245 amino acids)
Molecular function (GO): protein binding
Source: RefSeq, a predicted model, not a curated record
GGCCUGGCAACACCCCUGCUGGGAGGCCCAUGUCUAGCGAAGGGCCAAAGCAUCCAGUUUGAACUGACCACGGAGGCAGCAGGGACAUCAUGGAGGCCCCUCGGGGAUGGCUGGUGGCCUGUGUGCUGGCUGUGACCCUGGCCUCCAUGUUGACUGAAGAUGUCUGCCGAGCACCCAAUGGGAAAGAUGGGGCUGCAGGAAAGCCGGGCCGCCCAGGGAGGCCAGGCCUCAAGGGGGAGCGAGGGGAGCCAGGAGCCCCUGGCAUCCGCACAGGUAUCCGAGGCCUUAAGGGCGACCAGGGGGAACCUGGGCCGCCUGGCAUACCAGGCAACGUGGGUUUCCCGGGGCCUAGUGGGCCCUUUGGGCCCCCGGGUCCCCAAGGACCAAAGGGCAUCAAAGGCAAUCCAGGCAACAUCAGGGACCAGCCCCGGCCGGCCUUCUCCGCCAUUCAACGGAACCCACCCAUGGGCGGCAACGUGGUCAUCUUUGACACAGUCAUCACCAAUCAAGAAGGCCCGUACCAGAACCACUCGGGCCGCUUUGUGUGUGCUGUGCCUGGCUUCUACUAUUUCACCUUCCAAGUGGUCUCCAAGUGGGACAUCUGCUUGUCUAUUGUGUUCUCCUCCCGAGGCCGGCUCCUGCGUUCUCUCGGCUUCUGUGAUGCCAACAGCAAAGGGCUCUUCCAAGUGGUGUCAGGGGGUACCGUGCUCCAGCUGCAACGUGGAGACCAGGUGUGGAUCGAGAAGGACCCCUUGAAGGGCCGAAUUUACCAAGGCCCUGAGGUGGACAGCAUCUUCAGUGGUUUCCUCAUCUUUCCUUCUGCCUGAGCCGGGGACACCCUCCCCACAUUCCACCACACCCCUCUCUCUGCCUCUAGGCUCUGCUCUGUUAAGUGAAGGGACUGAGGCCUUUACUGCCCACACAUGGGCUGGUUCUGAGAACCCCAGGGACUGAUAUCUCUCUGCACACUGUCUAAGGGUUCCUUCAAGUGCUUUCUAGAAUAAAUACUGGAUCUUUGUCUGUG